UAAAGAACAGGAAGCGAAGCGUUUGUGUUCUAACGCAUCCCAACAGGCGUUGUCACAUUAAUUGCUGGUGCAGCGGACAAUUCGCGUUUUUUACGAUCUCAAGGUUCUGUUCAGGAUGUUUGGGAGCCUGCUGAUCACGGCUCUCUGUGGAGCAGCAGUGGCCCUGAUGGACCCGGAUCUGGACCAGCACUGGGAGAUGUGGAAGAACAAACACAGUAAGAUCUACAAGGGCCAGGUCGAAGAGUAUGGGCGACGGAUAAUUUGGGAGAAGAACCUGCAGCUCAUCACCCUGCACAACUUGGAGGCUUCUAUGGGCAUGCACACCUAUGACCUGGGCAUGAACCACCUCGGUGAUCUGACCACGGAGGAGAUCAUGCAGACUCUGACUGGGCUCCAGAUUCCUUCUGACCUGGAGCGGGGCACAACCACCUUCGUCAGAAACUCUGGGGUCUCUGUGCCGGAUUCCCUUGACUGGAGGGAAAAGGGCUAUGUCACAAGUGUGAAGAUGCAGGGGGGCUGCGGGUCUUGUUGGGCCUUCAGUGCAGUGGGGGCUCUGGAGGGUCAGCUAAUGAGGACCACAGGAAAGAUUGUGGACCUCAGCCCCCAGAACCUGGUGGACUGCUCCUCCAAGUAUGGCAACAAGGGCUGCAAUGGGGGCCUCAUGCACCAGGCCUUCAGAUAUGUCAUUGACAACCAUGGUAUCGACUCAGAGGCUUCCUACCCAUACACCGGCACACAAGGGGAGUGCAGAUACAAAGCAGACUACCGUGCAGCCAACUGCUCCAACUACAGCUUCCUGCCCGAGGGUGACGAAGAGGCGCUGAAGACGGCCUUGGCUAACAUCGGACCCAUCUCUGUGGCCAUAGACGCCACCAGGCCCCAGUUUGCUUUCUACCGUAGUGGUGUGUAUGAUGACCCCAGUUGCACCCAGAAAGUGAACCACGGCGUUCUUGCUGUUGGGUAUGGCAGUAUGGGAGGACAGGAUUACUGGCUGGUGAAGAACAGCUGGGGGGUGCAUUUCGGUGAUCAGGGCUAUAUCCGGAUGGCGAGGAACAAAGGAGACCAGUGUGGAAUCGCCCUGUAUGCCUGCUAUCCCAUAAUGUGAUUCAUUGCCAAUAUAGGCGAUGGCCUGAUUGGCUGAUCAAAAUCACUUGUUUUAAAUUCAGCCUCAGUGGAAAUUCAGUUUCCUCACAGCACUUUCCUAACUGUUAACAACACUGUAUUUUAAU
Messenger RNA from Megalops cyprinoides (Indo-Pacific tarpon), 1229 nucleotides. RefSeq names its product cathepsin S-like. The transcript is spliced from 8 exons. NCBI's taxonomy places the organism in Eukaryota, Metazoa, Chordata, Actinopteri, Elopiformes, Megalopidae. Gene Ontology annotation, molecular function: cysteine-type endopeptidase activity. The record is from RefSeq and is a predicted model, not a curated record. Gene Ontology annotation, biological process: immune response. Gene Ontology annotation, cellular component: lysosome. The coding region runs from base 116 to 1105 and encodes 329 amino acids.